AAAAUACUCAAAAGGGAAUUAGCAUGGAACAAAUCCAUCGAAUCCAAUCAGAAAACAGAGAACUUUCGUGAUAAUCAUGUAAGAGUACACAAAAAAUAUUCGUUAGUUUUUUCAAUAAACUCUUACAGACAAAGACUGAUGAUAUAUUGAUUCUCUGAGUACUAUCUGGGAAUGCACUAAAUCCAUAGAUUUGAAUUUGGAUUUGGGCUUUGGUGCAUGGUUAUUUACAUGUAAAUAGAUUUGGAUUUGGAUUUGGUGCAUCCACAGUAUUAUUAUCUAUUAUGUGUAGCCCAAAUAUGAGAUCUAACUAUCAUUGUAUAAAGGAAAAAAUGAAAGGAAUACUGUGUUCUGUUACUUUUGGUCCACCCUGUAUGUUUUGAUUAAGAAGCGAGCAGACUAGAGUAUAUUCUCCUGGAAUUCUUCAAAUGAUUUAGAUUGUAUGAUGACUUUGAAUUAGAAGAACGACUGACUUCUGAAAAAGUCAUAAUAUUCUUCUAUUUUGUAUAUUUGUCUUCUUUUUCUCUCUCCAUUUAUCUACAAUGAAGAAUGGUUUUUCUUGUUAGAAUAAUACUAUUUUUUUUCUAGCAUCGUCUCUUCUACUCUCAUCUGUAAACCAAUAUCAUCAUGACAUAGAUAGAAAAUGAAUAAUGAUUGAAGCUUGAUCAUUACUGUAGAUGUAAUCGUUAUUAUUAAUUUAUCUCUUUGAAAAUUCUGGCGACCUAGCCAAUAGAUACCUCUGGCUUCGUCAGUAAUUACAUCGCUGGCGAAAGACAAUCGAGAAGUGUGUGUGAAACAUUGGAUAUCAUUGUUUGUCGACGAAGAUCUCUUAUCUUGACUAAGGAGGACACUAAGUCAAUAUUUCAAGUCAUAUUUAUUCAGAUAAAGAGAAAGACGAGCGAGAGGAGAAAGACAAAGAUAGAAGUAUAAGUUAUCUACAUCUUGCAAAGGCUACAAAGAGUGACAACUGAAGGUACUGAAACAAACAGACAAACAAAGCAAAAAUUCAAAAUGAACGAAGCUGCAAGAUCAGACAAGAACACAGCUCUCCCAAAUAUUUCUCCCAACGCCAGAUGGACACAAAACGGCAUUAUUGUUGCUGGCGGUCACGAAAAAGGCAAUGCAGUGAAUCAACUUCACCACCCUUGCGGUCUCUAUGUGGAUGAUGAUCAAAGUGUUUUGAUCGCUGAUCAUUAUAAUCAUCGAAUUGUGGAAUGGAAGUGUGGUGCAACAAGUGGUCAAGUAAUGGCUGGCGGAAACGGACCAGGAAAUCGGAAUGAUCAGUUGUAUUGUCCAUCAGAUAAUGUUAUAAAACAUCAUUUUCGACAAAAAUCCGGAUUUUUAUGA
Molecule: messenger RNA, 1344 nt
Organism: Rotaria sordida
Lineage: Eukaryota; Metazoa; Rotifera; Eurotatoria; Philodinida; Philodinidae
Source: the annotation of a GenBank genome assembly